AUGGAUAUCUCGUCUUCUCAAAGACGGACUACUUGGCAGGCAAGGGAACUGCAUGAGAGAGUGACCCCAGACCGCUGGUGCGUGACCCUUUCUGACCUGAAGUUCUUGAAGAGCAGUGUCGAGUCCUCAAUCGACAGCGGGGCCAUAAAGCCUCCGGCGAAUGGGUCGGAUGUCUUCAGCAGCGAGGAUCGAUUGUACGGUCCAAGCAUCUACACCGUGACGGAGCAGCAUAUCAAGCCCGUGACAGCGCUCGCGGGCAAGAUGAGCUGGGCUUUGAUGCGGAAUCCGAAUGGCUUGGACUGCGAUCUCUUCAUCAGCCAUGCCUGGCAGGAGGGUAUCUUCGAGUUCAUGUCGAAAGUCCUGCACUCCUGGCCGAGGUUCAUGCGGCAUGCUUGGUGCUGCAUGCUAGCAAACCCCCAGCAUCUGGACAUCGCAGCAAUGCUGCAGUCGCCCAGGCAUUCACCUUUUGCAAUCGCCUUGGAAGCUUCCAAGGUCGUUCUGGCAGUCCCCAAUCGGUGCUGCUCAAUUUAUACACGACUAUGGUGUGCUUAUGAAGCUUACCUAGCGGAGGAGCAGGACAAGAUCAUAUUAAUUGCAAGGGCAUCCAACAGAUACGACAUCUGUCAGUCGAUGGUGAAAAUGGCUUCGGCUGCCAUUGUUGGGAUGCUUCUGGGUUGGGCGAUUAACUUUGGGCAUGCGACGGUGACCUUCAACCUAGUUUUCUUAUGCAUCGCCACUGUGGCUGCUGCCUGGAGCAUGGGCACUACUCGCGAUUGCCACCGGAAGUGGCUACAUCUUCUCGGAGAGGCCUUGUGCUGGUUCUUGAUCUUCGAUUGGUACACAGUGCAUGGCCAAUGGGAGAAGACGUAUGCGUACCUCCACCAAUUUACUGCUAUCCAGCAGCGCCUGUGGCUGCUGCUCUUUGCAGGUGCCUUCUGCUUCCUCGAGGUGGAUCGCUUGAAUGGUCUCGCAGCGCUUCAGGAGUCCGAGCAGUUGGGCCAAGGAUAUCGGGGCUCCAUCGUCCAUGCAACGUGCACUCGGCAGGAGGAUGACGAACAGAUCCGACGGGAGAUUGGCAGGAGAGUCGCUGAUGUCGACUAUGCCAUCAAGGUCCUCCUUGAAGCCGGGAUGUCAUCUCCUGCGUUGCGCAGCAUCGCCUGCAAGGGUGUCAGCAUCGAUCAAGCUGCCAAUCCACAGAUCACCCUGCCUUUGCUGGUACUGGUGCCACUGAACUUGAUCAACGUUGUUGCAACGCUCUUCGACAUCUUCUACCUUGAUGAUGACCACUGGGAGCGGAAAUCCAUGGGAGCGACAUCAAUUUUGGUACGAUGUCUCAUUCUGUGCAUGCUGUACAGAAAAACUCGAGAUGAGCGAUGCUUCACAUACUUGGUCAUACAGAAGUUGUCCACCGUAUAUUUGGCUUCCUUGACACCGCGUCUGAUGGUGUGGGAGUUGUCUGCGAACACCACGGUCGCCGCGACUCCGAAUGGUCUGAUGCCAGUGAUGUCAUUCCAGCUCCUGACCUACAGCUUCUGCUUCUUCUUCGCCGUGCUUGGCAUAAGGGGUACCGCUUCCCUUCCUGGGUGCGGCCUCUGCUUGCUGAGGAUGAUCAUGGCUCGAAGCUUUCGGGCCUGCUGCCAUGUGCGGCAUGGCAUGUCGUGUGGAAGCGCGGAGAGCGAAUCUGACUCGGAGAGCUGGAGCAGCUCAAGCUGA
Symbiodinium sp. CCMP2456 is the source of this 1713-nucleotide messenger RNA. NCBI's taxonomy places the organism in Eukaryota, Dinophyceae, Suessiales, Symbiodiniaceae. The record is from the annotation of a GenBank genome assembly.